GUCAAACAGCAUGAUACACCAAUGAUGCAGGCAUGGAUGCAUCCAGUGCGCCGAACGUGACAAGGCUACACGCUGACGGAGCUUUUGCACUGGACAAAUCACUAUGGUACAAUCUGAGUUUGAUCGUGCUGAUAGUAUUGGGAUCGGUGGGCAACGGUCUGUGCUUCUAUGCUGUGGUUAGAUACAAGUUUCUACGGACGGUGCCAAAUUUCCACGUCACCUCUCUGGCGGUGUCGGACCUGUUCGUGUGCGUGUUGGUCUUGCCCCUGACUGUCUAUAACGGGCUCAGGACAGGAGAAUGGAACUUGGGCGGUUUCAUGUGUCACCUGUGGCCUUUCUUCGCCUCCGUGGGAUCCUUGUCUUGCAAACUAACGCUGUGCGUGAUUUCCGUGGACCGUUAUCUGUCGAUCGCUGCGCCCGUCAAGUACUUGAAGUACCGUAAACCUCGGAUAGCGCUGGCCGUCAUCACCGCGACGUGGCUGGCUGUAUUCGUCACGUCCUCGCCUUUAAUUUCCUUGACUUCGCGCUAUCGCGGAAGCGAAUGUUUUCCAACAGAAACCAUCUUUGACAUCCGGGCCACCUUGGCUGUAUGCUUAUUCGUGCUCCCCACUUGCGUUCUGGUGGUUGUGAACGUUGGAACGGCUCGGGCUAUUUGGAAGAUCAACCGCCCGCGGCGAAUUGGUCCUGGGAGAAACCCAGAUGCGCCUGGGAUCGGGAAUGUCCCUGCACCAAAUCAGCGUGAUGUCCAAGCGAGCGUGUUGAAAAUGCAGCAAAAACGAUCAGAGACGCCGGGUUGCAGCACCCAUAGGUCUACGCCCAUUAGGUACCCGGCUGGCUUGGAAGCUGAUGACGCCACGAUGGCAAACAUCCCCGGUCCAUCCUCCUCCAAAGAGCCCCAAAGAGUCGCUUCCAGUGCCGCCGUAGCUGCGGUCACAGUUCAUGUCAACCGCCGUCAGCAGCGGGACACAGACCCACGCCCCAAUCAGCAGCCGAGGAUAGAAGACAUCUUGGCGGCCCGUAGGAAAACAUCCUUUGCAGUGAUAGCCGUAGUUGUCGGCUCUUACAUAGUCUGCUGGCUGCCUUUCUUCAGCAUCAUCCUGUACUCCAAACAGCAUCCUGAGGUCUACCAAACCCCAGUUGCUCCCUGGCCGCUGGUAGCUAGCCGAUGGUUAGGCUUUCUUAAUUCCACCAUCAACCCAAUCAUUUACGCCUCUAUGAAGAGAGACUACAAGCGAGCCAUGAAGAUGAUGCUUCGGUGCAGGCGUGCCUAAAUCCGCACAUGCGCAGAAACCGAAACGU
Messenger RNA from Patiria miniata (bat star), 1299 nucleotides. RefSeq names its product beta-1 adrenergic receptor-like. NCBI's taxonomy places the organism in Eukaryota, Metazoa, Echinodermata, Asteroidea, Valvatida, Asterinidae. Gene Ontology annotation, biological process: adenylate cyclase-activating adrenergic receptor signaling pathway. The coding region runs from base 33 to 1271 and encodes 412 amino acids. The transcript has a single exon. The record is from RefSeq and is a predicted model, not a curated record. Gene Ontology annotation, cellular component: membrane. Gene Ontology annotation, molecular function: G protein-coupled receptor activity.